Eublepharis macularius is the source of this 5348-nucleotide messenger RNA. It is a transcript of the gene CCDC88B, whose product is annotated as coiled-coil domain containing 88B. The record is from RefSeq and is a predicted model, not a curated record. Gene Ontology annotation, biological process: cytoskeleton-dependent intracellular transport; cytoplasmic microtubule organization. Gene Ontology annotation, molecular function: dynein light intermediate chain binding; microtubule binding. The coding region runs from base 1 to 4296 and encodes 1431 amino acids. Gene Ontology annotation, cellular component: cytoplasm; centrosome. NCBI's taxonomy places the organism in Eukaryota, Metazoa, Chordata, Lepidosauria, Squamata, Eublepharidae. The transcript has 26 exons.
AUGGAUGGAGAUGUCUCUGAGAUACUGGAAGAUUUUAUAUCCGGCCCGCUUGUCACUUGGAUGGAAACCCUGGAGAGUCUGGCAGACUCAACGACUGAACAGCCCCCUACACCCUGGGAGAAGAAGAGACAAGAGGGCCACAAAGAGUAUUUUCUUCAGCUAGUUGGUGGCAACUUCCUCAUCCAUGUCAUGGAAAUAAUAGACCUGAUUCCUGGGGGGGUGCAGCCUCGUUGGAACAAGCUAAGUGAUGAGACCCAGAAGUUGCAAAUGUUACAGACCCUUCUGCAGCGGCUGCGCAGGUUCUACCAGGAUGAACUGCAACAACUGAUCCUUACAUCUCCGCCUAAUAUUUAUCUUCUGGCUAGAGAUCCCCUCACAGCACAGGGUGUCAAGGAAAUGAAGAAGCUGCUCCUGCUUUUGCUGGGAGGUGCUGUACAGUGUGAGCAACGAGAUGAGAUCAUUGGCCAUAUCCAGACGCUGGACAUCGAUACUCAGGCUGCCUUGGCUUCUGCCAUCCAAGAGGUAACCCAAGAGCCCGAGAACAUGCUGAGGCUGCAGUGGAAGGAACUGGCGCCCUUGGAGAUGGAACGGCUCCUACGAGAUUUGGUGUCCCGUAUUCGAGACUUGGUGCAUGAGCGAGAUGCAGGCUUGGAGAAAUUAUGGGAGCUGCAGCAGGGACAGCAGGAGCCACCCCAAGCUCUCCCGUCCGAGAACAACCACCAGCAUCUUGGAGUGCAACUGGCCGAAACUCGAGCCCAGGUGCGGCGUCUGCAGCAUGAACUGGAAGAGAAGAUGGAGGAGCUGCUGGAGCAACAAGAUGAAUUGAAGGAUUUGGAGGGGCAACUUCACAAGAUGCGGCAAGAGAACCGAAAACUGGCAGGGGAAGCCCGGCAGGCUGGGCUUUACCGGGAUGAAUUGGAUGCCUUCCGAGAAAAAGCAUUGAGGACAGAACGGCUUCAAGCAGAUCUCAUGGCCCUGAAAGAACGGCUGCCUGCAUUAGAGCAUUGUCGUGUCCAGCUAAAGGAGGAGCGUGAGUUUUCUCAGGCCUUGAUGGAGACCAAGGCUAUGUUGGAGGGACAGCUGGAGGCAGUUCACACCCGGGGACAACGUCUGAACCAAUUGGAGAAAGAGAAGGAGAAGCUGCAACAUUGCCUAAGCCAGGCCCAAGAGGAGCGGGACCAGCUGUACCACCAGACAGAGGAGCUGCUGACAGAAAACCUGGCUUUGGAGAGACAACUGAGGAGAAGUCUGGGGGAGCCGCUUGACUUGCUCCGGGCAGAAGAGCUGGAGUCUGACUGGGCCCCAGAUGAACCUUAUGAGGUACCUCUGUUAUUGAGCUAUGAGGUGAGAGAGGCAGGUCGGUUGCCUGCCCUGGAACGGGAGAACCAGGAGCUGCGGAGGAGGUUACAAGAGGCACUGGAUAAGGCCAACGAGCCUGGGAGCUUGGGAAGGGAGCAGAAACCCAUGGUUCGUCUACAAAGAAAGGUGGAUCCACAGGCUAAAGAGAAAGACUUCCGCGACCAUUUGCCAACGACUCAGACUCGGCAGACUGAGGAGAAGCGGAGUGAGGCUGAGGGACUGGCCUCAGAAAUGGGGAAAAGCCAGGCCCUAGAGUCAGAGACCAAGGCCUUGCUGUCAGGAAUGGAGAAAACACUGUCAGAGGCUCAGACUUCGUUGAGAGAGGCUGAGCAACAGCGGGAGGCAGAGGCCCGUCGAGCCUCGGGCCUUGAGGAAAGACUGAGGAGCCUACAGGAGGUUCAUGCCAAAGCUCUAGAAAAGCUAGAGCGAGAGCGCGAGCAGAGGGGCCAGGAGGCCGAGCGUCUGGUGGAAGAAGUCCACGCCUUGGAGCGAGAGCGGGAAACUCUACAAGCCGGAUCCCAAGCUUUGCAGGCCGCAGCUGCCCAGGCUGAGUUUGAGCUGGGUGAGGUGCGGCGCAGUCUUCAAGAGGAGCAGCUGCAGGGGGCCCGGCUGGCCCAGAAAGCUCGUCAGGCAGAGGAGGAUGUGCGUGAGGCCCAGCGGGAGCUGGAGGCCUUGCAACGCAGCCUGGAGCAGCACAAGGUGGCCCUGGCACAGCUGGAGGCAGAGAAGGGGGCUUUAGAGGAGGCACUGAGUCAAGCUGAGAGCCAGCGACGGCAGUUGGACACGGACAACCGACGCAUGAAGGCACAAACACAGGCCCAGGAAGAGGCACUGGCAGCGCAGAAUCUCCGCCUCGUCCACCUUGAGUCCCAAAGUCGGCAGCAGGUGAUGGAGCUGAGCCGCCUACAGGACAUCUCCCAACGAGUUAGUGAGCUGGAACAAGAAAAGAUUGGCCUAAAGGAGGAGCUGGAUGCCAGGUGUAAAGCAUCGACCAUCCUGGAGAAGGACCUCCAGAGGGAGAAGGCAAAGGGAAAAGAGAAUGAGACAACUUUGUCUCAGCUGAGAGAGCAGCUGUUAAGGAAAGAAGAGGGUUCCAAGGAAGAGCUAUGGACCAGGCAAUGCAACCCAAAUCAGGAGCUGCGAGAGAAACCCUCCCCUGGGAAGAAACUGGAAGAAGACAACAGCACCCUCAAGAGGCAGCUGCAGGAACUGCAUGCUCUCAACCAGCGACUAACACAUGACCUUCAGCAGGCAAAGAGCAGCUCUGUUGUCCCUCUGUCAUUGGAGGAGCCACCUGUAACCCAGAACACUGAGGGGCAGAAAGAGUCUUCUUUCCACCUGCCACCCUUCCAGGCCAACACAGAAAGUGAAGCCCUGAGUGCGAGACUCAUUGAAGUGGAACACAGGAAUGCUGCUCUCCAGGCUGAGAAACUGGUGCUCACGACACGUCUAGGCCAGCUGGAGUCACAAGUCAGCAGCCUCCAGGGGGCACUGCUAAGCCUACAGGGUCAAAGUUCGGAGGUGAAAGAAGAAAGCGGGAGAUGGCAGAAGCAGAGCAAUGAAUUGCAGGUGGAGACAGCAUCACUACGUUCCCAAAAAGCGUUACUGGACUCUCAGGCCCUGGAGAUGCGAGAGAGGCUGGCUGCCCUGGAGGCAGAAGCCCGCCAAGCCCGGCAAGAGCGGGAAGAAUGGCGGGGCCGCUAUGAAGCUCUCCUGCGGGACCAUGACCGCUUGACGGUUCUGCACGAGAGGCAGGGAGCCGACCUGGAGGGGCUGCUGGGUAAGCACGCUAGCCUCAAGGGAGCGCUGCGCAACCUGGAACAGGAGCACCGUGAACUGCAGGGCAGGCAUAGCCAGCUGCUGGGGCAGAAAGUUGGUCUGGAAGAGCGGGAGGAGGUGCUGCGGGGGCAACAGAGGAGGCUGGAGGAAUCUGAGCAGCAUCACCAGGAAUUGACAAAGCAGCACAGCCACCUGAUGGAGGAACAUGAGAGGGUGAAACAGGCACUAGCACAGACGGAACGGGCACAGGACGACCUCCAGGGAGAGCUUCGCGGCUUGCGGAACCGGAUGACGGGUUUGCAGUUGGAGCAGGCAAGGUUGGAGGCUGAGAAUGGCGCCCUGAAGGAGCAGAACCAGCAGCUGGACACGGCACUGGGACGCCUCAGCACCCAAUGUGAACUCCUGGCCCAGUUGAAGGGGAACCAGGAAGAAGAGAACCGACACCUUCUGCAGGAGAUCCAGGCCCUAAGCCGGGAGAACAGACGGCUAUUGGAGCAUAGCAUGGAGAGCCGGGAGCAUUUCCAGGAAGAGCAGCGUCAGUACCUGGACAAAUUGGGCGAGCUGCGUCGGGAGAAACAGAAACUGGUGGAGAAGAUAAUGGACCAGUAUCGAGUGCUGGAGCCAGCACUUCCUCGUGGCAAGAAAAGUAAUUGGAUCACUGAGAAAUUAAAGAAGCUGAGGAAACCUCGGCGAGAGGCCCCUCGGGAACAGCUGCGGCCCAUGGCUGAGGGAGCUGGCAGUAGUGAGAGCCUGACAGGGCAGGAAGGGACUGGAGUUGAUGGGGCAGAUUCCAGUGUUCCCAGCUCACCUUCUCCCCUACGCAAAGCCAGUAGCAUACUCAGCAUCCAGGAUGCCAAGCAGGUACACUUCCGACGGCACAGGCUGAGCUCCCGUAUGCCAGCCAUGGAAUCCGCAGGACCCAGGAAUGGAGAAGAACAUGUCACGCCUCGCCAGCGCUUCCGCCAGCGCCGACUUGGUAUGCUGGGAGGAUCCCAAGAAGAAGCGGCUGCCGCUACAGCUGAGUGGCAGAUCCCAAGACAGAUUUCUACAAGCAGCCAGGAGGAGAGAGGACCACCUCUGGGUGAAGAAGAGCAGACCUCCAAAGAGCCAGCUGUGAUCCCAGAUGUUUUAGAGCGGGAGUCGUCCAAAUCUUCCUAGCUGCCACUAUUGGAACAUCACAUGGCCAAGAUGAGGGAGCUCCCUUUUUGCAGCCCCAACAACCAACUCUAAGCAUGAGAUCUCAUUUUCAAGGACAUAUAAGAAAGAGCAUCCUUAAUGGCUGGGCUCAAGAUCCAUCUACCCCAAUACUCUGAUGUCAUAACCUGCAACACGACUUUUGGCUAAGCUGACCUCUCUGUCUAGCAUCGGCCAGAUAGAAGGCAUUGCUUCUGGGAAGCUUACAAGUUACUUGCGCAGGCAAUAGCUGCCCCCGUGGUUUGUCCUCGAACAUAUGAUACUCAGAGGUGUACUGCGUGUAAACAUGAAGGCUGUCUGUUCUCAUGGCUUAGAGCCAUUGAUAAAUCUAUCCAUCGUGAAUGUGGCUGGUCCCUUUUCCAGAGCCUUCUAAGCCAUAUUCAUCACUCCUGAGGAGGAAGCAAGCCACAUGCUUCCAGCCCUAUCAUCUUAAAGGACAAAAGAAGAGCCCUAAAAGAUGGCAUCACCUGGGUUGGAUCCAGCCAACUUUUUAUCACAGUCUCGUCAAAUGCCUUUUCAUACUACAGCUCAUGUCCUACAUGGCUUUGCCCUUUUGGUAAUCAAAGGGGAUUCCUCCCUCCUUUCUUCUUCACCCUUAGAAAAGCUGGUUGGUUCCAACCCCUGGUUUCCAACAGUGGCCAGAUGAAUCCAGGAAAUCCACAAGCAAGGCAUGAAAGCAAGUCCUCCUGUGUUGUUGGUGAAAAGCAGCUGGUAUUCAGGGGUAGAUGCUCCUGUACAUGGAGGUUCCAUUACAGUUUCAUGGCUAUUGAAAGCCGUAACCCACCCAACCCCAUCCUGUCCCUUUUGAAAACCAUCUAAGCCAGUGGCCAUCAUGUGUGAAUUUCUUAAUUCAUUUGUGGAUAUGGGCCCAAGGGUGAGGGGACAGCUUUUAAAGACCCUUCCUUAUAUUGGCAUCUUAGAAAAGUCGUCAUAAAGGGAUCUGUAUUCCCCCCCCACACACACACACCAUUAUUUCUGAGGCUGUUUGAAGCCUUCCAUUCCUCAAAAACGGGGAC